This is a messenger RNA of Centruroides sculpturatus (bark scorpion), 725 nucleotides long. RefSeq names its product E3 ubiquitin-protein ligase RNF181-like. Gene Ontology annotation, molecular function: ubiquitin protein ligase activity. Gene Ontology annotation, cellular component: cytoplasm. The transcript is spliced from 6 exons. Bases 156 to 608 code for a protein of 150 amino acids. NCBI's taxonomy places the organism in Eukaryota, Metazoa, Arthropoda, Arachnida, Scorpiones, Buthidae. Gene Ontology annotation, biological process: protein ubiquitination. The record is from RefSeq and is a predicted model, not a curated record.
AUUUAUUUUUUGGCUAUUUUCCGACAACGAAAUCCGUUAGAAUCUCCCAGCUGGCAACACUUGGCUUACAGCGAUUUAAAUCCCGUGGUAAAUAUUGCAGUAUCAUACAGCGGGUAUUAGGAAUUAUUUGUUGGUUUCCAUCGGGUUUUUAAGAAAUGUCUUCGUAUUUCGACGAACACAACUGCGAGUUUGGAGAGACGCCCAAUAAUUUCCUUCAUUUGGUGAGAUUAUUAUUGGACUCUGGACUGGCUGCCGAAUUCCAGAUUGAAUAUGAACAGCUCUUUGGUGAUGGCAGAUCUCAUCCUCCGGCAUCAAAAUCUUUUGUGGAGAAACUUAAAACGAUUACAGAUUUCCCAAAAGUAGACAGACAAUGCCCCGUGUGCAUGAAGGAGUUUGAAGAAGGUGACAUAGGAAAGCAGUUACCUUGUCAACAUUUAUUCCACGCAUCCUGCAUAUCACCUUGGCUCAAUAUUACCAACACGUGUCCGGUGUGUAGAGACGAACUACCUACAGAUGAUCCCGAUUAUGAAGAGUACAGAAAACAACAGGAGAGAAUUAAACAAAGAAAAGCGGAUUUAGAAACCCUGCACGAUUCAAUGUUCGGUUAAAUACAACUUAAGGCGUCAACAAAAGAUUUAUUGCUAAAAUGUCAUAGUUGCCAUUAUGUACAACGGGGCCUGUGUGAACAACAAACUGACGACGAGGGACCACGAGGCAACAAAAAA